AUGUCAACAACUCAUCGUCGUGAUAUAAAUGCAGCAGCAGCUGCCGGAACUGUAGGUGGUGUACGUGGUGUAAUUGCUGGUGGAAUAACUGGUGCUAUUGAAAUCUGUAUAACAUUUCCAACUGAAUUUGUUAAAACACAAUUGCAAUUAGAUGAAGGAGGAAGUAGACGUGGUGAACCACGACAAUUCAAUGGUAUUGUCGAUUGUGUCAAAAAAACAGUACAUAGUCGUGGUUUUUUUGGUCUUUAUCGUGGUCUUAGUGUACUUUUAUAUGGAUCAAUACCUAAAAGUGGUGUUCGCUUUGGAGCUUUUGAAGAACUUAAAAAACAUGCUGUUGAUUCAAAUGGUCAAUUAAAUACAAAAACUCGACUUUUAUGUGGUUUAGGUGCUGGUAUAGCCGAAGCUAUAUUUGCUGUUACACCAAUGGAAACAGUUAAAGUUAAAUUUAUUCAAGAUCAAAGUUUAGCUAAACCUAAUUAUCGUGGAUUUUUUCAUGGUGUUCGUGAAAUUAUACGAACAGAAGGUAUUCGAGGUACUUAUCAAGGUUUAACAGCAACAAUGCUUAAACAAGGAUCGAAUCAAGCUAUUCGAUUUUUUGUUAUGGAAACAUUAAAAGAACAAUAUAGACAUUAUACAAAUAGAGCACCAAAUGCACCAGUACCCAUACUUGUUACAGGUAUAUUUGGUCUUAUGGCUGGUGCAGCCAGUGUUUUUGGUAAUACACCACUUGAUGUUGUUAAAACACGUAUGCAAAGUCUUGAAGCUUCAAAAUAUAAAAAUACAUGGGAUUGUGCUUCGCAAAUCAUGCGAAAUGAAGGACCAAAAGCAUUUUAUAAAGGCACUGUACCACGCCUGGGCCGUGUUUGUGCCGAUGUUGCAAUAACAUUUAUGAUUUAUGAUAAAUUUAUCGAAAUGUUUAAUCGUGUUUGGCCAAGCAAAUAG
Adineta steineri is the source of this 942-nucleotide messenger RNA. The record is from the annotation of a GenBank genome assembly. NCBI's taxonomy places the organism in Eukaryota, Metazoa, Rotifera, Eurotatoria, Adinetida, Adinetidae.